CGCUGCCGCUGCUGCUGCUCAACUGGAUCAACUGAACUCCAAGAUCCAACACCUAGAAUCGAAAAUCAGUGAAAAAUCCCAUGAACUGAAGAAGAAGGAUGAGAUAAUUGCAGAAAAGGAAAAAGUUAUCCAAGAAAGACUGAGCACCAUUGAGUCCUUGCAGAAUGAGGUUGCUUCUCUCCAGAAAAAAGGUUCAUUGGACGCUGAGGAGCAGGUUGGGAAGGCUCAUGCCCGUGCUGGUGAACUGCAAAAUCAGGUGGACAAACUUAAAAGUGAAUUGGAGACAAAAAACAAGGAGAAGCUGACAUGGGAAAUCAAGAUAGCCGAGGCUGAGAAAACAAUUCGUCAGUUGGACUCAAAAUUAGCAGAUUUUCAAAAGACAACUGAGGAACAGAAGACCAAAAUUCGUAAAACUGAACGCGCUCUUAAAGUUGCUGAGGAAGAGAUGAUGAAGGCUAAGUUUGAGGCAACUUCAAAAGCAAGAGAACUAACAGAGGUCCAUAGUGCUUGGCUUCCACCUUGGCUUGCUGCACACUAUGUCCAAACUAGGUCAUUGGUUCAAACUCAUUGGGAUAAACAUGGGAAACCUACUUGGGAGGUGAUUACUCAAAAGGCUAAAGAGAAAAAGGAACAAGCUGGGAAAUGGGCUGAACCUCAUGUGGAAACAAUCACAACUAAAUGGAUCCCGGCUGUUAAGGAACACUGGUCUGUGGUGAAAACGAAUGCUGAACCUCAUGUGCAAUUAUUUACUACAAAAACUACUGAAAUUUAUGAGGCAUCAAAGAAUGCAAUUGCUCCUCAUGCAAGUAAGGCGAAAGAAUUUGUAGAUCCUUAUUAUCAGGAAGCUAAAAGGCUGAGCAAGCCAUACAUUGAUCAGGUUGCUGUUGCUGCUAAGCCUCAUGUUGAUAAAGCACAAGAGGUUUUGAAGCCCUAUACAAAACAUGUUGUUCAUGCUUAUGGCAGGUUCAUGGACUCCGCCACUACAUAUCAUAGCCAGGUCCAAGCAACUGUCCAGGAGACACUGAAAAAGCACGAGCUUACUAGGCCUCUUGCUACUAAAGAAUUGGAAUGGUUUGCGGCCUCUGCUCUUUUGGCCUUGCCUGUUAUUUUACUGGCUAGAGUUUUAUCUGCCACUUUCUGCAAAAAAGCCAAGAAGCCUGCUCGAACCGGAAACACUCAGAAUGCUCGACGCAAAGCUAAACGAGGGCAUCCAGAUCAGCCCGACAAGUAGAUAACACAAUGUUCGUUCCUACUUUUUUUUGGGACAGAUUUAGAUUGUUUUUACCUGUUCACAUGGACUUAUCUUGGGGGCCAGAUAUUUUACCUGUUCCAUUUUAUGCGGGCUUUGAAUAUUUUAGCUUUUUGUUUCUCAUUGAGGGAUCUUCAGAAGGUUAGAGUUGGGCAUACGAUGUGCUUAGGCAUUCAUGUAUUAUGGCUGUGUUAUAUUUGUUAUUUCACCCCUUCCCCCUUUUUGUUCGGAGAAAAAUCUUCAUAUAUUUCACAUCAUGUAUGUUUAUUGAGGUUGCUUUUAGAACUAGAAGUUGAAAGAAACUAAUUCAUGGGUUAUUCUUCACUAUCA
Arachis ipaensis is the source of this 1579-nucleotide messenger RNA. RefSeq lists its product as uncharacterized. Lineage: Eukaryota; Viridiplantae; Streptophyta; Magnoliopsida; Fabales; Fabaceae. The record is from RefSeq and is a predicted model, not a curated record.